Molecule: messenger RNA, 606 nt
Organism: Spathaspora passalidarum NRRL Y-27907
Lineage: Eukaryota; Fungi; Ascomycota; Pichiomycetes; Serinales; Debaryomycetaceae
Exons: 2
Coding region: 36-521 (161 amino acids)
Source: RefSeq, a predicted model, not a curated record
AUUCAACAUUCUCAUCUCCUAAUAAUAUUAGAGAAAUGUCCCUUCAGUUAAAGAAACCAGUCAAUAAAGCCAAGAACUUGAAGUUUAGUUUGGCAGCCGGCGCUGUCAUCUUAGGUACAGGCUAUUUAGUAUUGAAUACCUUUCCUCAUUUGAAAACAAGCAUAUGGAACUACAUAACCGGUGAAAGGCAACAAGAAAGAGAAGUACAGGAAGAAGAAAUUGAAGAAGAACAAUCUAAUGAACCAAUCGAACUUCACGAAUCACAAGUAGAUUUACUGGCUUCCAAACUUCACGAUCAAAGUUAUGUGGAUAUAGCCGAGUGGUCCAAUGAUAAUUUAAAGAGCUGGUUGAGCCGAAAGAGGUCAACCCUCCCCCUAAUGCUUCUCAUGAUAACCUUGUGUCCCUUGUUAAAUCAAUUCAGGAAAAUCCUACAUAGUUACAACGUAAUUUUCAACGUCAAUAUAACGCAAAUCAUCCUUAGUCUAUUGAUUUCUAUCCAAAGGUAUUUUGGUAGUUCCUGAUACUAAGCUUUUAUCCACCUACUAUUUUGUACAAUUACACUUCUAUUUAUAUAUUAGCUAGAAUAAUAUAGUCUAUCUAUCAUAC